Messenger RNA from Uloborus diversus, 1050 nucleotides. RefSeq names its product histone-lysine N-methyltransferase SETMAR-like. Lineage: Eukaryota; Metazoa; Arthropoda; Arachnida; Araneae; Uloboridae. Gene Ontology annotation, molecular function: nucleic acid binding. Bases 1 to 1050 code for a protein of 349 amino acids. The record is from RefSeq and is a predicted model, not a curated record. The transcript has a single exon.
AUGGACGCUCCAAGAGAUGAACAGCGUGGUGUGGUCAGGUUUUUGACUGCUGAAGGUGUUUCCCAACACGAAAUUAGUCGCCGUAUGGCUGCCGUGUACGGUGAACAUUGCAUUUCAUUGGCCACUGUGAAGCGUUGGUGCAAACGGUUCAAAGAAGGACGUGAAAGUUGCAAAGACGAUCCAAGACCGGGCCAAAGCCACCGUGCAAUCACCCCCAACACAAUUGCACAGGUUGAUGAGCUGAUUAGACAAGAACGGAGGAUAAGCAUCGAUGAACUGGCAGAGCAUGUGAACAUCAGUCACGGUUCGGUUCACACCAUAAUUCAUGACCAUCUCGGUUAUCGGCUCUUGUGUGCUGAAUGGAUGCCCAAGAUUUUGAACGACCGCCAGAAGACAGAGAGGUUCGGCGCUGCCUUGACUCAUCUGAUCCGGUAUCACAAUGAGGGUAACGACUUCUUGACUGCAAUUGUGACAGGGGACGAAUCAUGGUGCCACCACUACAAGCCUGAAACACGCCGGCAGAGCUUACAGUGGAAACAUUUGAAUUCGCCACCCCCAAAGAAAGCAAAGGCCGUCAUCUCCGCAGGUAAGGUGCUGUUGACUUUUUUUUUCGAUCGUCAGGGGCCAUUACUGAUCGAAUUUGCUAAACCUAGAGAGACUAUCAAUAGUGCCCGAUAUUGCGAAACGCUGGAUCGCCUGCGUGUCUCUAUCAAGAACAAACGACCCGGAAGAUUGACGAAUGGGGUCAUCUUGCUGCAUGACAAUGCCCGUCCCCACGUCGCUGAUGUGGUUAAGACAAAACUGGCGAAGUUCAAGUGGGAAACGCUGCAUCAUCCGCCCUACAGCCCCGACCUGUCGCCUUGCGACUUUCACAUUUUCGGGCAAUUGAAAAAACACCUAAAGGGAACCAGAUUCGUGUCGGACGAUGCCGUGAAGGAGUCAGUUUCAGAAUUUUUGAAGCAGCAACCCAAGGAGUUUUAUGAGAAUGGAAUCACGCGACUCGUUAGUCAAUGGGACAAAUGUUUAAAUGCCCAUGGUGAUUACUUUUAA